ACUGCUUUGCUUCAAGUAGUUCCUGGAGAAGUAUCUUUUUACACACCAGGUGGCAUUCUUACUAUGGACACUUUGCUGCUUAAAGCUGCAUGCCAGAACCCUUUGAUAGGAGCAGCAUAUGGUUAUAUUCCGACAUUAUUUACUUGAUCUUUUUACCCAAGUGAACGUUCAUCAUGACUGAAAUAUGGCUAAUAACUAGAAGGACUUCAACUAUGGUUUUAAUUAUUACCUCAGUGAUUUUCAUGUCCCCACUGGAAUCUUCAGGCUUUCAGCUAACGACUGAGAAGAUGAAGUAUGACAAGGCAAGGACUUACUGUAGAAACAUGAGUACUGAUGUAGCCACUGUUUACAGUUUAGCCGAAGUCAAUAUCAUGAUCAAUUUAGUUUUGCCAACUGCUAGUAACAUUUGGAUAGGACUGGAGCUUGGAAACCUGUGGAUUUGGCACUGGACUGGGUCUGAUCAAGGAACAAGCUUUUUAAAUUGGGAUUCUGGAGAACCACAGGAUAAGAAACAAGAAGCAUGUGCAGUAAUGAAUCAAAAUGGAAUGUGGCUUGAAAAGGACUGUGGAACUCCAGAGAGCUUUGUUUGCCAAGGUGUCGGGGAUGUCCGCACUUACAUCUUUGUUCAGACUAAGAAAUCAUGGAGGGAUGCUCGCGGUUAUUGCUGGAACCUUUCAUCUGAUCUGGUUACUAUACACUCAACAGAGGAAAAUAAAGCAGUCCGCAACAUAUCCACUUCUGAAAAGUUGUGGAUUGGCCUUUUCAAAGACCCAUGGACAUGGUCGGGUGGCAGUAACUCAUCAUUCCGCUUUUGGGAUACCAAUGAACCCCGCUAUGGUAGCAAUGGAAACUGUGUUACAGCUGACUUAGGAAACAAUGGAACGUGGUCCAGUCAGAACUGCAAUAACGGAAACAGUGUCAUUUGUGGGACAGAACAAAUCGACAUCAUCCAUCUAUCUAUCCAUACCUUUACAGCAACAGAUCCAACAACCACCAGCUUACAAACUACACAGAACCUAACUACAUACCCUGCAUCAACUAACAUGGAAACUCCUUCACUUAUUUCAUCUCAAGCGGGUACAACAACUUUUAAUUCCACUUUGGUUUCCACUGAACAGCAGAUUACUAAUGCUACCACUACAGAACCAUCAACUAUAUCUGGACUGACUGCAUAUACAAUAUAUACAAUGACAACACCUCCACCUCAAAAUGCUACCACCCCAGUACCAUCAAUUACCAUUGGACGUACUACAUCUAACACCACAGAAGUUAUUUCACAUCCCAUCACCACAAAAUCCAAUAAUACAAGUACAAAAAUACCAACAAUGGCACCAAUACAACCACCCCAAAAUAUUACCACCCCAGCACCAUCAACUGUUACUAGACUGACUACAUCUACCCACACAGAGGUUGUUUCACAUCCCAUAACCAGUGAGCUUGACAACACAAGUACAGAAAUCCCAACAAUGACACUAACACCCCUGCAGCAAAAUGACACCAUGCCAGCACCAACAACUGGCACUAGAUCGAUUACAUCUACAACAACAGAGUUUGUUACAUAUCCCACGGUCACUCAACUUACCAGUACAAAUGAAGAAAUGGCAACAAUAACAUCGUCUGAAAUGCCUGAAAAUGCUACCAACCCAGCACCAAGAACUAUCACUGGACCAACUACUUUUAACACCACAAAGGUUGGUUCACAUCCCAUAACCACUGAGCUCAACAAUGCAAGUACUGAAAUGCCAACUAUGACAACAACAACAACACUGCAGCAAAAUAAUAUAACCCAAGGGCUAUCAACAAUCACUGAACUGAUUACAUCUAACACCACUGAGGUUGUUUCACACCCCACCAUCACUGAGUUUAACAAUACAAGCACAGAACUGCCCACAAUGUCAACAACACAACAGGCCCAAAAUGUUACUACCCCAACCCCUACAACUGGCACUGGACCAAAUCUAUCUAACACCACAGAGGUUGUUUCACAUUCUAUAAUUACUGAGCUCAACAACACAAGCACAGAAAUGCCAACAAUGACACUAACGCCAUCACUCCAAAAUGUUAGCACAUCAACACUAUCAACUGCCACUGGAUUGACAUCUGACAGUACUGAGGUUGUUUCAAAUCCCAUAACCAGUAAUCUUAACAGUACAAAUAUAGAAAUGCCAAUGAUUACAUCAACAGCACCACCACAAAAUCUUACCACACCAGCACCAUUAACAGAUGCUGGACCAACUGCUCUUAACACCACAGAGGUUGUUUCACAUCCUACAAUCCCUCAGCUGAACAGUACAGAAGUAACACCAAAACAACCACCCCGAAACACUACUGUGAAUAUAACAACAAACAGUGUUUUCACACCAACACUUCAGACCGGAACAUCAAUCCAAACAACAACACAAUCACCAACUCCGAUGUCGACUGUCAGCAGUUUUUAUUCAGAAGACGGCAUGAUAUUAAUCCAGAAAAAUAUGACAUGGAUUUCGGCUUUGAGCUUCUGCAGGGAGCAUUAUGUCGACCUAGUUCAGAUUACCAAUAAAGACAUUCAAAACAAAGUGGCUGAGAAGGCAAGAAGCUCUACAUCCCCUCAUGUGUGGCUUGGCUUACGCUACACUUGUAACUUUAAUUUUUGGUUCUGGACCAGCUCGAACGCAGGCUGUUACCAGAACUGGCAGCCAGGAGAAGGACCAGAAAGGGCAACUCAGUGUGGUGAGAGUGGAGCCAUUGAGGCCACAGGGAGGCAGCAGUGGGUCGGUUUGCCAGAAACGCAGGAACUAAAUUUCAUCUGCCAGACCUGUGGUAACUGAGAGUGGAUUGCCAGUGACACGUUCAGUAAGAACAGUGAUGAAAUUGUCAUGAAGCUGGUUCGGAAUUGCAUUUUUGCGAAGUGUUUAAGAUGUUAAACACCAAACAUUUAAUAUUUCUGAACUACAAACACGGUAUUAUGACUUGCAUGACUUUAGGUGAAAUACAGCAUCCUCUGCUAUUGUUCAUGUCUAAUUCUAAAUUAAUAUGAACACACUGUAUGUUGUAUGGGUGUGCAGAUUCACAGAGAUAUGUAGCAAGAGUAAUGUGAGAAAAUUGAUUGGCGCUAUACCUCUUGUACAGGGGUGAAAAUCUGCAUAUUGACCUCCUGGCCUGGCUGUCAAGAGCGUCUGCUUGAAAUCAAAGUCAAGGGACUGGCCCUCGGGAGUGCUUACAGAGAAAGCAAAGUGUACCGAUACACCAUAAGUACACAGAAAAUUACUCAGAGCUAUUAUAAC
Messenger RNA from Xiphophorus couchianus (Monterrey platyfish), 3263 nucleotides. Its product is annotated as mucin-5AC-like. The record is from RefSeq and is a predicted model, not a curated record. Lineage: Eukaryota; Metazoa; Chordata; Actinopteri; Cyprinodontiformes; Poeciliidae. Bases 174 to 2807 code for a protein of 877 amino acids. The transcript has 5 exons.